AUGGUGUCUAUGCGUGGCGACUCGAAGUCCUCGAGGAUCUCAAAUAAAAAGAACACCAAGACAGGAAUGACCUCGGUGGCUUCCUCACCAAGCAUCUCGUCGGUGACUACCAAGAAGGAAACAAUCCCGACUGGAGACGCUGUCACGACUAUCACGACCACAAUCACAACGGUGCGUACCGGCACGUCGAAUGCGAAGAGUGAUAAAGGUUUAGACACAGCGAAUCCUAGCGGCGCUACCGGUUUGACCAGCUCGGUCACGGGUAAAAGACCUAGCAACGUCUCCACUACGACUAUUACGACAACACAUAAUGAAAACGGUCUCUCACCGGUGACUACAGUCACAGUCGACAAUGGUGUGAACAGCACAAGUCUCAUGACGAGUAAGGGAGACGGUCUAGUAGGUGCCACGACCACAAGGACAGAUUCCGAGCGAAACGGGUCUGGUGGUAGCUCCACAAUUGUGACAAAUGCCGGAAGAAUAUCUGCUGUUCCGUCCCAAGAAACGUCGAGUGGGGCGACUGCUUUGGCGUCAAGCAGUACAGCCUCAACAUCCUCGUCAGCCAAAGAAACAAACGAAGAACGUUUGGCGGACUUUACAAACACGGAUAGCAACACGACGAAUGGGCAGCCAUCCACCAGAACUACGAUGGUGGCUGAGUCGACUAACAGUCACGACAGUUGGGCAACCACGGCUCCAUCAUCUAGCACUGUCAAUGCUGCAGCGUCCAUUGUCUCGACAAAUGGGUCAAACGGGUCUGUUGCCAGCACUGAAAACGCGAAAACAAGCAGUAGUGCCAUCGAAAGCUUGAACACUUCGACGGCUGGUGCGUCAUCAAAUACGGGCUCUGCUACGCCAUCAUCCAACGAAUCCGUUGCAUCUUCGUUCACGCGUUCAUCUAGUUCUUUGUCAUCGUCCAAUGCACUGAAAAGUUGGUUCACCCGCAAAUUUCGUAAUAAUGAAACGCAGCUUGUCGUAGGCGCUAAUAGCUCCGCUACCACAACGCUGGAUCAGGUGUGCAAUGGUCUUCCGGCGCUAAUAACUCGCUCCAACAUUGAGGCUCCAAAUGGUGGUUGCCCAGACGAGCUUACGGCGCUCAACGCGUCCUGCACAUGCCUUACAGGAUACAAUGCGACUGCAUCGUCUUGGACCUUUCACGUCACUAUUAAGUCGCAGAACUCCGCCAUGAACGCGACGACGCGGGCAUUGACGCAAUCGUCUUCUGACAAGCUGGCGAUCAACACCAUCCGUCCAAUUUGGGUCUCCCCAAGUUUGAAGACGCUACAGAUUGAGGGUACUGAGAAUUUUCCGGCUGAAAUCGCUUUCAUUAAUGAAAACCGUGAGGCCUCAAGUCCGUCGCUGCCUCUUGUGCAGUCGGUGAGCAACUCCACACAGAUCUCCACCCUCUCACUGACGAAACUGGACCUGAGCACUGUGGCGGCGACGAAGUCUGACUUUGUGCCAGUUACAGUGACGAAUUUGACAUUGCGCAAUUGCAACAUUUCGACGCUUGGUAGCAGCUUUACGCGCACGUGGGGCCGUGUCCAGUAUCUCGACCUGUCAUCAAACAAUCUCAAUAAGAAGUUCGUUGGUGGGGCAAGUCUCAAAGAACUCAACUUAUCGUACAACGCGCUUGCAGUUCUCCCCAUGGGAUUCCUGAACUCGACGAAUUUGGAAGUCCUGUACAUUCAAGGGAACGACAUCAAAGACUUUAACGUGAGCCAAGAUCAAUUCAGCCAAAUUCAAGCUCUUACAGCGUUCAAUGCGGACAAACCUCCAUCAUCAUCAACUUGUCAAGAUGGCGAAUGGCAGUCUGCACACGGUGCUACUUUUUGCGUCCUCAGCGCGUCCACAGCAGCAGCCGAUUCGUCUCAGUCAUCGGGAUCAACCAGCGACGGUGACAACAAUGGUCUCGGAUUGCUAUCUUACUGGCUCAUAGCGGGUGCUAUCAUCGUGUUUUUCUUGCUCCUGCUGGUAAUCUGGCAGCGCCGUCGCCACAGUCGCGAGGGUGACAGCAGUCCAAUCUUGUCGCCCGAGGUUAUUGAACCAACAACACCUAAGUGCAACGCAAACCACGCGUUUGGCGACGCACUCAAUCAUGACAACAUCGCUUCAUCCGUCGCUGCUGCUACUGGUUCUGCUAGUAAUAUUGUUCAUGCUAACGCAUACCCCGGAUACGGACGGUCUCACGGUAACAGCAUCGACAGUGAGGACACCACAGCUAUGGGCUUAACGUUAGCUACCAACAAAGCAUUGACGUCGUGCCGACUGGAUUACGACGAGCUGAUACUAGGUCGCUGCGUAAGUCGCGGAGGCUUUGGCCUUGUCUUUGUAGGCAGCUAUCGAGGACGGCAGGUGGCCGUCAAGAAAAUUCAAAAUGAGCGCGAGAUCGGACGCGAGCAAGUGCAGCAAUUCGUGCGCGAAAUCUCCCUCAUUUCUGGCCUAAACCAUCCUCGCAUCGUAGAGUUCAUCGGUGCGUGCUGGACGAUACCGACUGAGCUUUCAGCAGUGACAGAAUUCAUGGAGCGUGGUGAUUUGCGUGAUGUCACUCGACGAUUCAAGCGUCGUGGCUAUCGCCUCUCAUGGGAGUCUCACAAGGCAAAUAUCGCAUUGCACAUUGCCGAAGCUCUAACUUACCUACAUGGAUUGACCCCUACAGUGAUCCAUCGCGAUCUCAAAGCCAAGAACGUGAUGCUGAACGCUGACAUGGAAGCCAAGCUGAGUGACUUUGGCAUUGCGCGUGAACGUAGUUCGUACGACGGUAGUGAGCACAUGACAGUGGGCAUCGGCACGUCAUUCUGGAUUGCACCAGAAGUGUUGCUUGGUCAUGAUUAUGACGAGCGUGCUGACAUAUAUUCGUACGGUGUUGUGCUAUCUGAAAUCGACACGGAUGAUUACCCGUACUGGAAUACACAGCAUCAAGCAGAAGGCAAGGCACAGGAGAACGAGAUUCUCCGUCUCGUGGCUCGUGGUUCCAAGCGUCCUGCAUUCUCGGAUGAUUGUCCACCUGCAAUCUUAGAGCUGGCCACACGCUGUCUCCGUGCUGACCCUGAAGAACGUCCUAGCGCUUUUGAAAUUGUACUCUACUUGCAGCAGCUUGUACGGGAUCGCAACUCAAGCGCAUCGUUUCCGUCGAUAGCUCAAGCUGAUACCGCGUUCGACGGUUCACGCAGCAAUUCACCCGCAAAUACCGUUCCGGCAAAUGCCAUCGUGAACGUCCGCCCCACUGGUGAAGAUACCCAACAAAACCAAGAAAUGGUGUUCCCGCCGGCUGCCGUAGCUAAUGCCCCAGGAAGGCGUUUGAAGACAACAAUGACUACAGCAACGAUGAAGACUGACUCAUUAAGCGUUACAACGAUUUCGCGUCCCGCUGUAGCCCAAGUGAUGAUAGCAUCUUCACGUCAAGUACCAUAUCCAAUUGGUCGCUCAAAGCUUCCUCCAAUUGGCAAGACAACUAGGCGAGAUGGUCAGGGCAAUGCCAGUAGCAUUUUUGAUCACACCACACUCUCAAUAGCAGGAGGCAUCGAGAAUGUAGGAUCGAGUGACAUUUAUGCCUGUGCAAGACCCACGUCACCUAGCAGCAUUCAAGCACGUCAUUUGGCAGAGCGAGACAUUUCAAGACAGCAACAGCUUAGCUCUUCGAGUGGAAAAGAGGCUACAGCCGUCGAGCGCCGGAGGAAAAGGUUGUCGCUGUAUGAGGACGGAAAGGAAACAAAGUAG
This is a messenger RNA of Peronospora belbahrii, 3720 nucleotides long. Lineage: Eukaryota; Oomycota; Peronosporomycetes; Peronosporales; Peronosporaceae. The record is from the annotation of a GenBank genome assembly.